GUUAAGGAAGUUUGGGGAGGGAUGUAAAUUCUUCAAUGCUUUUCCUUCCUUCACUCCACUGACAGGUCUAUAAAGCAUACCUGCCCGCCCCCACUCUCUACUUGACACGUACUUGCACUUCACAUCCUGGUGUUGGCAAGGAAUGAGCAGUUUAUCGAAACUAAGCUGUAUGGGUGGGACCAAACAGUAACAGAGAUAACCGCAGAUAUAUUAACAUGACAAUUGAAUUUCACAUCUGCGGAGUGCUCAUACUUCCAGAACUUUGACUGCCCUGCUGUGCUCUCAUAACUGCUUUUGAAAAGGUUUUCUAGCUCUGAAGAAAUCAAAUCAAGUCUGUUCCUAAGCAAAGUGAGAUUUCCAAACUGCAGCCACUCUAGAAAUUCUAAACAUCAUUCAAAAGAAGAUUUCAAUCUCAGUGUUUCUUCUUUCUCUAAGGAGCUGUUUGGCCCCUUUCUACCUGGACUGGAACAAAGACUUCUGCCUUGGGGGAGUGAAUGAGCCACAGACUCUGAAGGGACUGCCAUUCUUCUGAAAUACCCAGGGAGAGGCAACGACAGACUAUGGGCAGCAUCGAACAAACAGCUGAGCUCCUCUUGCGUCUCUCCCCCACUGAAGUUGCCAGUCUCAAGGAAGGAAUCAAUUUUGUUCGAAAUAAGAGCACUGGCAAAGAUUACAUCUUGUAUAAGAAUAAGAGCCACCUGCGAGCAUGCAAGAAUAUGUGCAAGCACCAAGGAGGCCUGUUCAUGAAAGAUAUCGAGGAUUUAGAUGGAAGGUCUGUUAGAUGUACAAAACACAACUGGAAGUUGGAUGUGAGCACCAUGAAGUAUAUCAACCCUCCAGGCAGCUUCUGUCAAGAUGAACUAGUUGUGGAAGAGAGUGAAGAAAAUGAACUUUUGCUUCUAGAACUGAAUCCUCCUAACCCCUGGGAUUCAGAGCCCAGACCUUCUGAAGAUUUGGCUUUUGGGGAAGUGCAGAUAACAUACCUUACUCAUGCCUGCAUGGACCUCAAGCUGGGGGACAAGAGGAUGGUGUUUGACCCUUGGCUAACGGGUCCUGCUUUUGCCCGAGGAUGGUGGUUACUACAUGAGCCUCCAUCUGAUUGGCUGGAGAGGCUGUGCCGCGCGGACCUAAUUUACAUCAGUCACAUGCACUCAGACCACCUGAGUUACCCUACACUGAAGAAGCUUGCUGGGAGAAGACCAGAUAUCCCCAUUUAUGUUGGAAAAACAGAAAGACCUGUAUUUUGGAAUCUGAAUCAGAGUGGUGUCCAGUUGACUAAUAUCAAUGUAGUGCCAUUUGGAAUAUGGCAGCAGGUAGACAAAAAUCUCCGAUUCAUGAUCCUGAUGGAUGGCGUUCAUCCUGAAAUGGACACUUGCAUUAUCGUGGAAUACAAAGGUCAUAAAAUACUCAACACAGUGGAUUGCACCAGACCCAAUGGAGGAAGGCUGCCUGUGAAGGUUGAUUUAAUGAUGAGUGAUUUUGCUGGAGGAGCAUCAGGCUUUCCGAUGACUUUCAGUGGUGGAAAGUUUACUGAGGAAUGGAAAGCCCAGUUCAUUAAAACAGAAAGGAAGAAACUCCUGAACUACAAGGCUCGGCUGGUGAAGGACCUACAACCCCGAAUUUAUUGCCCCUUUGCUGGGUAUUUUGUGGAAGCCCACCCAUCAGACAAGUAUAUUAAGGAAACAAACACCAAAAAUGACCCAGAUGAACUCAACAAUCUUAUCAAGAAAAAUUCUGAUGUGUUAACGUGGACACCGCGACCUGGAGCCACUCUUGAUCUGGGAAGGAUGCUAAAGGAUCCAACAGACAGCAAAGGCAUCAUUGAGCCUCCGGAGGGGACUAAAAUUUACAAGGAUUCCUGGGACUUUGGACCAUAUUUGAAAAUCUUGAAUGCUGCUGUAGGAGAUGAAAUAUUUCAUCACUCAUCCUGGAUAAAAGAAUACUUCACUUGGGCUGGAUUUAAGGAUUACAACCUGGUGGUCAGGAUGAUUGAGACAGAUGAGGACUUCAGCCCUUUUCCUGGAGGAUAUGACUAUUUGGUUGACUUUCUAGAUUUAUCCUUUCCAAAAGAAAGACCAAGCCGGGAACAUCCAUAUGAGGAAAUUAGGAGCCGGGUUGACGUCAUCAGACACGUGGUGAAGAACGGUCUGCUCUGGGACGACCUGUAUAUAGGAUUCCAAACCCGGCUUCAGCGGGAUCCUGACAUAUACCACCAUCUGUUUUGGAACCACUUUCAAAUAAAACUCCCCCUAACACCACCCGACUGGAAGUCCUUCCUGAUGUACCAUGGGUAGAGAAGACCUGAGAUCUCCCAGGGAUACUAAGCUACAUGAAAAAUUCAAGUAUUCAUUGAUGCUGCGUCUUGAACAUGAAGCUUAUACCAAAGAGACUAUGCCUUAUUGACAUCAGCAAUGGAGAAUCAAAUGUUGUGUUUGUGAAAUGUUCACAUAUCUUAUGUUUUUGGAUCACUACAUAGCCAGAUUAUUAAUAUUUUAAUUAUACUGUCCAUAAUUUUCUGUAAAAGAACCCAUGAAUGCAAUAGGAACAAAUUCUCUAUGGAAAACAAUGACAACAGGAGAUGUAAAUCCAAGCACAGAAGAAGUAGAACAGGAGGAGAAAAGAUUUCCUAGAAGACAAGGAAAAGAAAAGGGGUGGGGGGAGCACACGCUGGGUUAGAAGAAGAGAAGAAAGGACAGAAAUAGAUAAAUGAGGGGCUAUGAGAAGAAAAUAAGAAAGAGAAAAAGUUAAAAUGGAAAUUAAAAAGAAUGUAAACAUAGACAUUUUGUUCCUUAAUAGAUUGAUUCCCCAGAUAGAGUCCAUGAAUAUAAUCGAGCAAGAAGCAUUCAUGAGCUGUUUUCAGUUUUAGAAAAAGUUUCGCUGAAAUGAUAUAUUUACCAAAACAAGGCUGCAGAGGCUACCCAAGAUGUAAAAUUUCAUUGGGACUGAAAUAAUUUUGGUUCAGCGGCAAAAUUUACUACUUAAUGUAGAUUAUAAAUUCUAACAAAUAGUGGUAUCUUUGAACAAAAUAUAUGAACACUAGCUAAUGAUAAAGUGAAUCCUAUAGACAAAAGUCUUUCAAGGUCAAUAGAAUAAUCAACACUCAAGACCUAUACCUCGAAAAAAUUAAGAAGUCCUCUUCUGAACACUUGAAAACACUGUUGCAAUGGUUAAAACCCACAACUAAUUUAUCUGUUUCUGUUAACGUCUGUAGUUUUUGAUGAUUUUCCUGUGAUUAUCACACUAUCUCUAGGAAUGUGAUUAUUGACUAUGUUUCUAUUUUACAUAUUGAUGUUUCCAGUACACACAAACCUCUCAUUGAUCUGAAUAUCAAAACUGAUUUCUUAAUUGUGUAUACUACCUCUUUAAUUCUGAAGAUUAAGAUUUAAGAUUCUCCUUAAAUCUCAUAAUUAUCUGCUCCUUACAAAGAUAAUAAUAUGAUAUUUGAUAUCUCUGAUUCACUUCAUACAUUCCACCUAUGUUUUGUGAUUUAUGGUAUAUAGUAAAUUAUUCAAUUAUUACUGACAAAUAAAUGUAAUGUAUAUCAGUAUAUGAAUAUAUGAUAAAAUGUGUAUGAUGAGCAAAUAAAAAGAUUAUUUUUAAAUA
Molecule: messenger RNA, 3603 nt
Organism: Odocoileus virginianus texanus
Lineage: Eukaryota; Metazoa; Chordata; Mammalia; Artiodactyla; Cervidae
Product: cytidine monophosphate-N-acetylneuraminic acid hydroxylase
Biological process (GO): CMP-N-acetylneuraminate metabolic process
Cellular component (GO): cytoplasm
Molecular function (GO): 2 iron, 2 sulfur cluster binding; CMP-N-acetylneuraminate monooxygenase activity
Source: RefSeq, a predicted model, not a curated record